AUGAUCAGCCAGUUCGGUACCCUUUUCCGCGCCUGGCGGGAGGGGCUCGAUCCGACUGGGCGAGAUCGCUUGAGCUGGGGCGAGUUCACCCAUGUUUUCCGGCUGCCUGGUUGGGCCUCCACGGAGACCUCCAGGUGCGGCAACGUCAUGGCAUUGUGGGAGGAACUCGACACGGAAGGCAUCGGGGUUCUUCGCUUCUCCAACCUGGACGAGGCCUUUGCAGUCUCCCAGAAAGCAUGGCCCAUGUCUCCCAAGCUCCCGAGUACUCACCGGCAAGGGCCCAUAUGA
Symbiodinium natans is the source of this 288-nucleotide messenger RNA. The record is from the annotation of a GenBank genome assembly. Lineage: Eukaryota; Dinophyceae; Suessiales; Symbiodiniaceae.